This is a messenger RNA of Periconia digitata, 1082 nucleotides long. The record is from the annotation of a GenBank genome assembly. NCBI's taxonomy places the organism in Eukaryota, Fungi, Ascomycota, Dothideomycetes, Pleosporales, Periconiaceae.
UCUUCCCUUUUGGAAGAUGCUACCAUCCAACAGCGUUCCGAAUCCGAUAUCCGCCACCAUGUACAGGCAGGCGGGCGGGCGGAGAAGAAUGGCUGCAGCGACCGCGCCAUGCACGGGCUUUCCGGCCUUCUUUGCUUCCUUCUCCCGUCAUCAAUAAGUCUAGUUUGGCAGUCGGCCGUUUGGACUUUUAUUCGAUGGUCUUGUCCAAAUUUCCAAGUCUGGUGAAGGCGCCUUUUCGCUAAAGCACGAGGGUGAGACAAAUUUGGUAGCUUCGGGGGGUCCGCGCAGAUCCAAUGGAGUCUUUUCCUCUUUUUCCCCCCUCUCCUGUGCCUUUCUCUACCUUCAAGGGCGAUCAAUAGUUGCAAGAUCGACAGUGGAGUAACGUAACCAUUAAACCGGAGUUACCCAGACAGGAACUCAACAGCCACAGCGGGAAACCUCUGAGUGCUCCAAGCUUUUUUUUCUCGUCGAAUUCUUCUUCUUUUUUGCCACUCGGUAAUGCACCUGUAUGUUUCGUGUGGCGGACUGGAUAAUUAAGCGUGUGGCUUUAGGUUGUGGCGAGUGCAUACCAGACACGCACGCGUUACGCACGCUUUCAUGCACGUUCUGGUCGUUGAAGCAGCGUCCAUUUCACUCGCCACAACGGCACGGGCGACUGCGCCUCACUACGGCCGUCGUCUACACGGUUAGUUCGGUCGACGUCGCGAAAGCUCCAUUGUAUCUAGAUGGUUGAUAAUACAUCCCGGCGUUGCGUAAGCUGUUUUGCCACUCGAGUCCUCCGCAAAGUAUUGGAUCUACACUCGUCCGGACGGCUCGUCCAUGUGUUGGUGUGUUUAGCUGGUGCGUAAACCUCUGGUAACCGACAAACCAGGGAGGUUUGGGCCCAUCGGUGAGUGAGCUCUGGUUCGUACAGAUUACGGGUGCGUGGCUUGAUCACUACUCUACUCUUGUACACCGCAGUUCCCAAUUCAGACACCAACGACCCUGUGGCGGGAUACACCUUUCUGUAGCUGCAGAUGAUGCAGAUGAUGCUUCCGGAGCUCAAAAAGUUCAAUAGUGUGGGGUAUAGGCUAAGCCGGUUU